Messenger RNA from Passer domesticus (house sparrow), 2741 nucleotides. It is a transcript of the gene ETFDH, whose product is annotated as electron transfer flavoprotein dehydrogenase. Gene Ontology annotation, biological process: electron transport chain. The record is from RefSeq and is a predicted model, not a curated record. Bases 97 to 1956 code for a protein of 619 amino acids. Gene Ontology annotation, molecular function: iron-sulfur cluster binding; electron-transferring-flavoprotein dehydrogenase activity. NCBI's taxonomy places the organism in Eukaryota, Metazoa, Chordata, Aves, Passeriformes, Passeridae. The transcript has 13 exons. Gene Ontology annotation, cellular component: mitochondrial inner membrane.
CGGCACGGGGCGGAGCCGUGGCCCGGCGCGCAGGCGCGGCAGGCGGGGCGUGCGCGGGGCGGUCGCGGGAAGCGGACGGUGCCCGGGGCCGCUGCGAUGCUGUUCUGCCGCUGCCCGUCCGCCGGCCGAGCACGUCAGUGCUUUCACGCUCUGAAGUUGUUAAAGAAAGAUUGCCUUCUCUCGCUGCGUGUCUCACGAUGUGCCUCUACUGCCGCUGUGCCUCGCAUAACUACACACUACACAAUUCAUCCUCGGGACAAAGACAAACGAUGGGAAGGGGUAAACAUGGAAAGAUUUGCAGAGGAAGCUGAUGUUGUCGUUGUUGGAGCAGGCCCUGCAGGCCUUUCUGCAGCCAUUCGACUGAAGCAGUUGGCUGCUGAGCACAGCAGAGAAGUGCGUGUUUGUCUUGUGGAAAAGGCUUCUCAGAUUGGUGCACACACGUUGUCUGGUGCUUGUAUUGAGCCAAGGUCCUUAGAAGAACUCUUUCCAGACUGGAAAGAGCGAGGGGCUCCACUUAAUACUCCUGUAACUGAAGACAAGUUUGGAAUUUUAACAGAGACAUCUAGAAUUCCAGUGCCAAUACUUCCAGGGCUUCCGAUGGUUAAUCAUGGAAAUUACAUAGUACGUCUGGGCCACCUUGUGAGUUGGCUAGGUGAACAAGCCGAAGCUUUGGGUGUUGAGAUAUAUCCAGGCUAUGCAGCAGCUGAGGUACUUUUUCAUGAAGAUGGUAGUGUGAAAGGGAUAGCAACGAAUGAUGUAGGCAUUCAGAAGGAUGGAGCACCUAAAGCUACUUUUGAAAGAGGCUUGGAACUCCAUGCUAAAGUCACAGUCUUUGCUGAAGGUUGUCAUGGACAUCUAGCCAAACAGCUGUACAAAAAAUACAAUCUAAGGGAGAAUUGUCAACCCCAGAGCUAUGGCAUUGGAUUGAAAGAGUUAUGGACUAUUGAUAAAUCAAAAUGGAAACCAGGAAGAGUGGAACAUACUGUAGGCUGGCCAUUAGACAGACAUACAUAUGGAGGAUCCUUUCUUUAUCACUUAAAUGAGCGUGAGCCUUUAGUUGCUCUUGGAUUUGUGGUUGGUUUAGAUUAUCAAAAUCCCUAUUUGAAUCCAUUUAGGGAAUUUCAGAGGUGGAAGCACCAUCCUAGUGUACAGCCUACUUUGGAGGGUGGAACAAGGAUUGCCUACGGUGCCAGAGCAUUAAAUGAAGGUGGUAUCCAGUCAAUACCCAAACUCACCUUCCCAGGUGGAUUAUUAAUUGGUUGCAGUCCUGGACUCCUGAAUGUUCCCAAGAUCAAAGGAACACAUACUGCAAUGAAAAGUGGCAUGUUGGCCUCAGAAGCCAUUUUUAGUCGAUUAAUCAAUGAAAAUCUCCAAUCAAAGACAAUAGGGCUUGAUGUGCAAGAAUAUGAAGAGAACCUGAAGAAGUCCUGGGUCUGGAAAGAGCUGUAUGCAGUGAGAAACAUCCGACCAUCCUGCCAUAGCAUACUUGGUGUGUAUGGAGGAAUGAUAUAUACAGGCAUAUUUUAUUGGCUACUGAGAGGAAUGGAACCAUGGACAUUAAAACAUCCAGGACCAGAUUUUGCUCAGCUCAAGCCAGCCAAAGACUGCACCCCUAUUGAAUACCCAAAGCCGGAUGGAAAAAUCAGCUUUGAUCUCCUGUCAUCUGUGGCUUUAAGUGGUACCAACCAUGAACAUGACCAGCCUGCUCAUUUAACUCUCAAGGAUGACAGCGUCCCUGUGAGCAGGAACCUGGCCAUAUUCGAUGGACCGGAGCAAAGAUUUUGUCCGGCAGGAGUCUAUGAGUAUGUUCCUCUGGAAACGGGAGAAGGGUCAAGGCUGCAGAUAAAUGCUCAGAACUGUGUCCACUGCAAAACAUGUGAUAUUAAAGACCCAAGUCAGAACAUUAACUGGGUAGUACCUGAAGGUGGAGGAGGACCAGCUUAUAAUGGAAUGUAAACUAACAGGAGAUCUAUUCAGUGACCUCUGAUCACCAACAAAUAUGCUGGGGCAUUCUAUGCUGCAGAGUAAUUAAUGUACAGCACUGACUUAAAUGUUAAAAAAGAGUUUGAGACUAAUGUGCCAUUCUGAAUCUUACAUUUGACUGUUGCAUUAAAUAGAAAGUUGGUGCCUUCUGGUUAAACCUUAGCCUUAUUUAAAUAGCACUUCAUACAGGAGCUGUAUGGCAGGCAAAAGUUCUUAUAAGAACUGACAAAAGAGCUUUGGAUCUUGGAUUUACUGCUGAAGUUCAGUGAUAGCAGGAGCCAUAUCCAGAAUUGUGCGUAUGGUGGAAUAAUUUAGGACCCACCUUUAAAAAAGUAUUUUCUCUCUUAGAUGGAGUGAUUUACAUGUAAUCAUACUUGGCAGUCAGGGAAAUAAAUCAGUCUAGAAAAUUGUCACUGCUUUAAAGUGUUAAAUUUUACAUCAAAUUUUCAGUUUGGGGUGUGGGGUUUUUUUUUGCUGUUUCGGAUGAUUAUAAUAGGGAAUACCUAUUGUGAAGUGGUUCUAAAAAAAAUCUGUAUCUUCAUUCUAUGUCUACCACCAUUUUUAUUCCUUACAAGAAAUGAGGCCUGCUCUAAUAGGAACUAUGAAAAUGCCUACAUUCUCUUCAUGUGAAACCAAGCUACUUGGAAGCACUAUUAAGCUGUGAAAACAACCACCACUGCUUUACACAUUAGAAAAAUACCUGAGUUGCAAAACACAGGUUGCUGCAGCUUAAAAAAAAAAAAGAGAAAACCACAUCA